Colletotrichum karsti is the source of this 444-nucleotide messenger RNA. RefSeq lists its product as uncharacterized. The record is from RefSeq and is a predicted model, not a curated record. Bases 1 to 444 code for a protein of 147 amino acids. NCBI's taxonomy places the organism in Eukaryota, Fungi, Ascomycota, Sordariomycetes, Glomerellales, Glomerellaceae. The transcript has a single exon.
AUGAAGUUCCAAGUUAUCUCGGCUCUUUCCUUGGCAGCUGCCGUCACAGCUUUGCCUUUCAUCGAAUCCAACAAGGUUGCUGCCGAAGGCACCGAUGCCACUGUUCAGGUCUAUCCUGUCAAGUGGGCUCGUGAGGAGACCGACGCCACUCCUCAAGUGUAUCCUGUCAAGUGGGCUCGCGAGGAGGCUGACGCCGCUCCUCAAGUCUAUCCUGUCAAGUGGGCUCGUGAGGAGACCGAUGCCACUCCUCAGGUUUACCCCGUCAAGUGGGCUCGUGAGGAGACCGAUGCCACUCCUCAGGUUUACCCUGUCAAGUGGGCUCGCGAGGAGACCGAUGCCACUCCUCAGGUUUACCCUGUCAAGUGGGCUCGCGAGGAGACCGAUGCCACUCCUCAGGUCUAUCCCGUCAAGUGGGCUCGUGAGGAGACCGACGCCACCGUUUAG